Stegostoma tigrinum is the source of this 3019-nucleotide messenger RNA. Its product is annotated as protein PIMREG-like. The record is from RefSeq and is a predicted model, not a curated record. The coding region runs from base 61 to 891 and encodes 276 amino acids. The transcript is spliced from 4 exons. Lineage: Eukaryota; Metazoa; Chordata; Chondrichthyes; Orectolobiformes; Stegostomatidae.
AAUUCAAAAACAAGAAAGGGACAGACAUUCAGGCGUUCGAUCCCAACCACGGAGGUCGUAAUGACAAGCUGGAGAAAGCACCAUCAGAUCCUGCAGGAAGAAGGCGAUAGCCCGCCAGCCGAUCUUUUCAGGGAGAUGUCCUCGUCCAGCUCCCUCAACACUAUCCGCAUGUCCCUGAGGAAGAGGCUGCCUCUUGGGCAGGUGGACUUUAACAUCGACCACACCCCGACUUGGGAGAGUCUGGAGCUCACCAAGAAACCUAAUGCUUUACAAACUAUAGGUCGGACUGCGAGGAACACAUGGGGCAACGUCUCCCUGAAACUGCAGAAAAGACGACAAAGUCGCAAUGAGUGCCUGGUCAUCACUCCUUCAAAGGCUCAAACACCUCGGAGACGCAGCAAGGCAUCGGCAUCAAAGAAAGGCACUCCAUCAAGAUCCCGUUACAGCAGAGAGGGGAGAACCAAUACCACACCAUCUAGCAUGACUCACACUCCCAAGUGGACGGACGUUGCUCGGCUGCUCAAUCAGGAUGGCCUUCCUCUGCGGAGAUCAGUUAGGUCUGCUGCAUUGAAGAGCCCCUAUGCCUCGCCCACUGGAAUUAGUAGGACAAGGCAGUUCGAUCGUGAUCUGGAAUCGGUGUCUUUUGGAAUUAGACAAUUAAAGUGCCUGUCCCAGGUAUUUGACGAAGCCAUCACCAAGGAGGAAAGGAAACUGGCAAUUGAAAAUUAUCGUUAUAUCAUGUCAGAAAACAUGCAUCUGUCUAAGAUUCAGGCUCAAAAAAUGUUGGCUUCAUCCAUUAGAAUAAAAGCAAAAAAGCUUCGCUCAACCAUAAACAGCUGGGCAGAUGAGGCUUUGUCAAGCAUUGCAGAGCAGAGAAAAGGCUUGAACUGAACAAAGAUUGUCUUCUCUGGCUUUCACUUGGCAAUCUGCCUAGUGUGUUACCAAAUGCUGUUUUUUGCCUCACUGGUUUUGUCUGCUUUGUAUUUUUUUUUGUUUUGUUCUAUUAUUCUAAACAUGAAUACAAUUUGUAGAAUUAUAUGGACACCUACAGUAAUUUCAUAAUUAUGAUUAUCUCAUGACGACUGGCUACUUUUGGUCUCACCUGCAAGUACUUUGAAUUUUACUGCAGGGUAAGGCAUUUGUUCUCCAGUACUUGAGCAAAAUUAGUUUGUUCGCCAUUCAUAAUCAUUAUAGGUGAAGUAUUAUCUGCUCCUGGUUUGGGAUUCUAUUCAACUAAAUUAAAACUACUCACAAUUUUAGGAUGAAAAGUUUUGAGAAAAUGCUGUUGGAAUUAACCAGUGGUGUACACAGUGGUUUAUAAACCAGCAUACUUCUGUUCUAGGGGCAGUUAGUGUAAAGGGGAUGAUUAAAUGUUUUCUAGAGAUCUAGUUGUCCCUUUUUUAUUAAUUUAAUUUCUAAACACAAUAUUGUGUAAAUGUUGUUUCUCAGUUGCUAAACUAUUUUAAAACAUCAAAGCUUCGUGCAUGAAAAUGAUUGUGAAUUUGUUUUGUAGCAGUUUGAGUUUCAAAAGGUUACUUAUGAUUAACAGACUUUAAAAAUUGAUCACUGCAUGAAUGGAACAACUUUGUUUUUGGCAGGGACUCUGAAUUUUUUUAAAUUAUAAAGCAUAAUUUAAAAUGGGAUUAUUAAAAUUACAGACCGGAGAAUUUACCAAUUAAGUGUUAGCAAAGAAUGUUUAGAAUUUUAUUUCUUUUUACAUUGUGUUGCUUGAUCGAUACCACUUGAUCAAGCAACACAAAUUCCUUUAACCAAAUAAAUGCCAUUUUAUUUGUAUUUUAGCAUGUUUAUUAAAUUGGCAUAAAUUUAUAGUUUAAACCAGUAAGAUGCUGCAUGUGAUUGGCCAAGUGCUGAGAAUAGGUACUGUGUUAAGAGUGAGUGUAUAUUUGUGUUGUUGAACCUAAAGUCUGGAAUUGACUAAUUCGUAUACUACUCUGUUCCUGUACAUUGACAUUUUCCAAUUUAAACUUUAUUUUUGUAGCUAAUGUUCUCUUUUUCAGUCAAAUUACUGUGCAAAAAAUGAUUAGUCAAUAGACAUUUCUCUGGUUGAAAUAUACAGUCGUCUCAAAGGGCUUUUUUGUAGGAGAGGUUAGAUUUUUUUUUUGAAAGACUUGGGUAGAGAACAAGAAUUGCAUGUGAUUUCUUGCCAUGUGACUUGUACUGGAUUGAAAAAUAGGGGUAAUGGAAUGCAACAAAUUCCAGAAGCUCAUAUCUUUGGUCCUCUGCCAGUUUUCAUGUAAAUUUUCAUUUCCUCAGUCACACUGCAGAUUUGAUUUUUGAUGUAUUUUGAAAUUUAGUGCUGGGUAAGCCACUUACACUCAGAAGUUGUGUGACACUUCGUUUUUAUAUGUGUCAAUUCAUUAUGAAGGAAUUUAAUAUCAAUUUUUUUUAAUUGACGUAAGCUCUUUGGCGUUAUGGUGCAGUUAUUAUAAGUUACCUUAAGCCAUAUGUUUUAGGAGCUCUAAUAGCAUUUUAGCUAAGCUUUUUUUAACAUACAACAUUGUUGUAUUCUGCAAUUGUGCAUCUGGCAUGAAAUUUGAUCUUUUAUAUUUGUAACCAAAACAUUUUUACAGUUUUAGAAUCUUCCGAUCACAGGAUAGAGUGCAAGAUUAUCUGCAUUUCUUUUAGAUUUACAAAAAGAAUCUCAUGUAUUCUCAUGGCAUAAUAAAGGAUUAGUUUUCAGCAUAUUGGUCAUUUUGGGAAUUACAAAUGACUUUGACAACUGCAUGAGGUUUAUGAUCUAAUGCUGAAAAAUGCAUUGUCAUAACUGACAUGGAUAAUUUUUGUAAGCUCUGCUCCAAAUUGAAAAUCAUAACCAUGUAAUGAAAUGAAAGUAGAUUAUAAUGUAAAAAUGAGUUCAAUUGACUUCACUUCAAUGCAGAGGAUUUCCAGAUGUUUCACAUGUAAGUGUAUUCACUGUGAAAGCAAUGUUUAUUUGAAAACGUCUUGUAACUUUUCAAAAUAUAAUCAUAUUUGAUUAAACAUUCAUAUCUGUAACAAA